AUGUCGUCGGAGAAGAUGACUCUGGUUAGCGCCACAGCAGCAGGCUGCCAGAGAGGCCCCGUGCCGUUCAAGGACGUCGCGGUGGUCGCCGGCGACGCGCACCGGCCGUCGGCUGAGGGGGAUGAGGACUUCGACGAAGCCAUCGCCGCCCUACCGAGCAAGCCGCCGACGCCACUCAUGAGAAGGAUGCGCCUGUACCACGGCGGCUGGUUCCCGGAGAAAUGGCUCCCCUACAUCAUGGCGUUCCAGCGCCGCUUCGAGGCACGCCGCGAGGAGGGCGACGUCAUCGUCGCCAGCCUGCCCAAGUGUGGCACCACGUGGCUCAAGGCCCUGGCCUUCGCCACCGCGGCGCGUGGCACCUAUCCGCCGCCGCCGCCGCCGCCGGCCGUCGACGUCGGAGGCGAUGAUGGUGGCGACCGCCGCCGCCUACACCCGCUCCUCCGUCUCAACCCGCACGACUGCGUCCCUUUCUUGGAGUCCAUUUACUCCAGCAAGGAGGAUGAGGCCAAGCUCGCCGCGACGCCGUCACCGCGGCUACUGAGCACGCACCUCCCGUACUCCGUUCUGCCGGCCUCCAUCACCGGCAACCCGAACUGCAAAAUCAUCUACGUCUGCAGGCAACCAAAGGACAUGCUGAUCUCAUUUUGGCAUUUCGUCAACCGUGACAAGUCGCGUGACGUGCCACUAUCCUACGUGUGGGAGUCUGUUCGGGAAUGCACGUAUUUCGGAAGCCCGGUCUGGGACCACAUCAUCGGCUACUGGAACGCGAGCAAGGCGAGGCCGUGCAACGUGCUGGUCCUCAGGUACGAGGACAUGAAGCGGGACCCGGCCAGAAACGUGGAGAGGAUCGCGGAGUUCAUCGGCCAGCCGUUCUCUGAGGCCGAGAGGGAAGCCGGCGUGGUCAGCCGCAUCGUGGAGCUCUGCAGCUUCGAGACGAUGAAGGCGCUGGGCACUCGCAUGGCGGGAUCGUCGCAGAGAGUGGUGUCCUCGGAGUUCCCCAACGAUUCCUUCUUUAGGAAGGGCGCCAUCGGAGACUGGGUGAACCACGUCACGCCGGACAUGGCUGAGAGUCUUGAUAAACUUCUCUCGGAAAGAUUUGAUGGAUCAGACUUCACUUUUGCUUGAGAAGAAGUCUCUGUGAUCUAUUCCCUCCGUUUUAUAUUAUAAGACUUUCUGGUCUUUUCUAGAUUAAUACGUGUGCUAAUGAAUUUUUUUGAUAUAUAGAUGAAUCAAGUCAAACCUAGAAAGUGUAACGAGCAUAAAUUAAGCAUUAGAAAAGGUAAACACCACAGAAUAAUGAUUCGAAAUAAUGUAAUUAGUGUUUGUUGUGUUGUACUCCCUCCAUACACUUUAUUAGACAAUGGCGUUGACUUUUUAAGAAUACGUUUCACCAUUUGUCUUAUUU
Molecule: messenger RNA, 1405 nt
Organism: Oryza brachyantha (malo sina)
Lineage: Eukaryota; Viridiplantae; Streptophyta; Magnoliopsida; Poales; Poaceae
Product: cytosolic sulfotransferase 1-like
Exons: 2
Coding region: 1-1125 (374 amino acids)
Biological process (GO): sulfation
Cellular component (GO): cytoplasm
Molecular function (GO): sulfotransferase activity
Source: RefSeq, a predicted model, not a curated record